CGACUUCUUCUUCGCAUGUUAGCAUGUCAAUGGAAGCAAACUGCUCUUGUUUUAUCUUGCUAACUCAUGGUAGGCUUAAUGUUCAUCAUGUUCCCCACCCACUCGAUGAGCAACAUGUGAUUCUCCAGACUGCAUGGUACAGAUCGUCAUGCAUUUAGUUGUUGUAGCACCUAACAACUCCUGCAAAAAGAUGGUGUUCUUUUUGUAGCAUUUACAGAGAAUCAUGGAUAAAGUUUUCUCCUUCAACGCAAGUCCAUGUCUGUGGUUGUUUGUGAACACUUGGAACUCCAUGGUGUUACUAUUUAGUGUUCAUCAUCCACUGAUCUUAUCCCCCGUGAUGAGAUAAAAGGGGGAGAGGUGCUGCUGUUCUUGAAUUCGCCUGCAGCUUAUACAUCAUUUAUCGUUCAUAGGACCAUCCCACCAUCUCCAUUUCUGACACCUAAUACUCUCACUCUCUCGAGCACAAAGCUUUUCUUACAAUGAUUUGCAUGUCAGGGAGGAAAUUACUGGUAGAAAUUUAUUACUGUUUGACUUGGCAUUCACAUGGAUCCAACUCUCUGAUACAGCCAAUCAAGCACUUAUUUAUUGCCCCAUUCAAUUUCUAACCAAACUAUGAACAGAGAAAUAUAUUAGGUGGUGGAGUUCCAACUUGUACAAUCCAUCCAGUUUUGUGUGCACACGAGCCCUUGUUCUUAUUCCUAGCACUCGCUGUAGUUCUUAUUCCUAGCUCUCUCUCUCUCUCUCUCGCUACUUAGCAGUCACCUCGAGGCUAAUUCGGGGUCGUAAGGGACGUCCUCUGAGCUCUAACCUUCGUUCCGAUGCCGAGGUCGAGAGAGUCCGAUGUGCCUCAGCGGCAGUCGCCGCGGGUGCCAAUCCACAUGAAGACCACCGCCUGCUCCGAAGCCAACAGCGUGCACCGCCCCGUUGUGGCUGACCGCAGCCCCAAGGUGUCCCCUCGCGGUGUCCUGCACGAGAGGAAGAAAGGCACGAGAGUGGCCGACCUGGAGACCAAGCUGAGCAGAGCCCAGGAGGAGCUCAAGAAGCUGAAACAUCAACUGGCAUCCGCGGAAGCCGCCAAGCUCGAAGCGGAGCAAGCUCUGGCGAAGGCCAAGAAUCGGAUUCCAGCCGCCGCAUCGACCCCGAAAGACGAAGAAGUGAAGCCUCUCCUCCCGCAGGAUUCUGGAGGUCAGGGUAAUCGGCAGCGGGAGAACAAACCUGAAGAAGAGAGCGUCACUUCUCCAGCGACGAUGGAUGUCUUUGAAGUAAUGCUGCCGACGGAGGCCAUCCACGGAGAGAACGAAGCCGCCGGUAACGAGAAGAAAGUAGCGAAUGCGGCGGAGAGAGAAGAGGUGGAGACGAAGACAAUGAUCGAGAAAGCAAGCGAUGGUGAGAACAACGAGGCCGUAGCCGCAGAGGAAGAGGAUGACAAGAGGAAGCCAGUGGUGGUGCUUCCCGAGAGCGCAGAGGUAGACGACCUCAAGGCUAAGCUCCUGGAAAAGGAGAAAGAAGUGGAGAUUCUCCUGGAAGAGAACGUGAUCUUCAAGACGAACGCCGAGGAAGAGGCCAAGCAGAUCGCGGGCACGGCGCGGGCCAAGGAAGCGGAGCUGACGGCGAGGCUGGGCUCGGUGGAGGAAGAGCUGAAAGAAAGCAGAGCCAAAGCGGACGAGCUGUCGGAGCAGCUGGAAGCAGCGGAGGGGUCGAAGGCGGCGCUGGAGACGGAGAUGAAGCGGCUGAGGGUGCAGACGGAUCAGUGGCGGAAGGCGGCGGAGGCAGCUGCGGCGGUGCUGGCCACCGACGACGGAGCGGAGGGGAGGAGGGUGGCGGAGCGGUGCGGGUCUAUGGACAAGCACAUUGGUUGGGAAUCGCCGCUGAUAGCCGGGGGCAUCGACGAAGACAACGCGGCGGGGGGCGGAGGGAGGAGGAAGGGAGCGGGGAUUCGGGUGUUGGGUGACGUAUGGAGGAAGAAGGCUCUGCAGAAAUGAAUUGCUCGCGCGUGAGCGCGUGCAGUGCUGUUGCUGUGCUGUGCAUGCAAUUGUCUCGUGUAAUGGGACUGGACUCUGUUCUGUUCUGUUCUGUUCUGUUCGCUUCUCUUCUAUUGGUGUUGUGGGUGGUGACGGUAAGAGACGACAAAGAUGUUGACGUUGUGGACUGUAGAUUUCUGCUUUCAUAUGAAUCAGAACGGGUUGUAUGGA
This is a messenger RNA of Musa acuminata AAA Group (dessert banana), 2192 nucleotides long. Its product is annotated as interactor of constitutive active ROPs 4. NCBI's taxonomy places the organism in Eukaryota, Viridiplantae, Streptophyta, Magnoliopsida, Zingiberales, Musaceae. The record is from RefSeq and is a predicted model, not a curated record. Bases 819 to 1982 code for a protein of 387 amino acids. The transcript is spliced from 4 exons.